Molecule: messenger RNA, 2165 nt
Organism: Electrophorus electricus (electric eel)
Lineage: Eukaryota; Metazoa; Chordata; Actinopteri; Gymnotiformes; Gymnotidae
Gene: gdap1l1
Product: ganglioside induced differentiation associated protein 1-like 1
Source: RefSeq, a predicted model, not a curated record
GUGUGUGUGUGUGUGUGCGCGCGUGUCCAAUCCUCAUUUGUAUGUGCACUGUACAGAUGUAGGGUGUCGGGUUCUUUCGGUUUUUAAUCUCUCCCGUUGAAGGAAAUCAAACGGGACCAAGGAGCGGCUGGGAGCCGACGCAACGACUUUAAAUCGACGAUGCCCUGUUCGAGGUGGUGAAAUCCUUUGCGCCUUGCCAUUCUCUCUCACCAUCCCUCCCCUUCUCUCUCUCUCUCUCUCUCUCUCUCUCUCUCUCUCUCUCUCUCUCUCUCUCUCUCUCUCUCUCCCCGAUACCCUCUCGCAGGCACAAAAUCCUCUGCCAUGGCGUCUUCCAACAAUAUUACCCCCACCAACUGUAGCUGGUGGCCCAUUUCGGCCAUGGAUGAAGAUGGCAAAGUCGCAGACGGAGAGGACGACCACGAGCCCACGACAGAGCACAAGCCUUUCUCCAAAGACAGGCUCGUGCUGUAUCACUGGACGCAGUCCUUCAGCUCUCAAAAGGUGCGCCUGGUGAUUAAUGAGAAGGGCCUGCUGUGCGAGGAGCGCGACGUGAGCCUGCCCCUGAGCGAGCACAAGGAGCCCUGGUUCAUGAGGCUCAACCUGGGAGAGGAGGUGCCCGUCUUCAUCCACGGAGACACCAUCGUCAGCGACUACAGCCAAAUCAUCGAGUACCUGGAGGCCAACUUCACGAGCGAUACAGUACCCCAGCUGAUUCCGGAUGAAGGCACUGUGAUGCACGCGCGGGUGCAGCAGUACCGAGAACUGCUGGACGGCCUACCCAUGGACGCCUACACACACGGCUGCAUCCUCCACCCGGAGCUCACCACCGACUCCAUGAUCCCAAAGUACGCCACUGCUGAAAUACGUAGACACUUGGCCAAUGCCGCGUCUGAACUGAUGAAGUUGGAUCACGAGGAGCCCCAGCUGACAGAGCCUUACCUUUCCAAGCAGAAGAAGCUCAUGGCGAAGAUCUUGGACCACGACAAUGUGACUUAUCUGAAGAAAAUCCUCAGUGAGUUGGCAAUGGUCCUGGAUCAAGUCGAAGCAGAACUGGAGAAGAGGAAACUGGAAUAUCAAGGUCAGAAGUGCGAGCUGUGGCUGUGUGGAGCUGACUUUACACUAGCUGAUAUAUGUCUCGGGGCCACGUUGCACAGGCUCAAGUUCUUGGGACUCUCUAGGAUGUACUGGGAGGACGGGAGCCGACCCAACCUGCAGUCGUUUUUCGAGCGCGUGCAGAAGCGCUUCGCCUUCCGCAAGGUCCUGGGAGACAUCCACACAACCUUACUCUCUGCGGUCCUACCUAAUGCAUUCCGAAUGGUGAAAAAGAAGCCUCCAUCCUUUUUUGGCGCCUCCUUCUUAAUGGGCUCCCUCGGAGGGAUGGGCUAUUUUGCCUAUUGGUUUUUAAAAAAGAAAUACAUGUAGUGAACGUCUCCCCUGUUAACGUUCCGUGUCUGUGUAUUUGUGCGACGUGGCAAACUUUUUCCGUACCAGAUGUUUUCGCUGCAGCAGGAAGGAUGAUACUGUGCAGAGAAGCCACUACUGUCUGGGUAAGCAAAGAACAUGAGAACAUUCCAUGACAAAGAAUUCGUCGUAACAGCACAUUUUCUGGAGAUCGGUGUGUCCACUUUUUUUUCUGUUUUAAUUUCUCUCUGAUUUCGACUCCGAGGUUUACCAAAUAGGUUGUGGAUUUCUUGCGCUCAUAUUUUACCUACAGCCUGAUUUCACUCAGCUGAUUGAAAAGUCACAACCCAAAUUAAAAAGCGCUGCAAACUCCUCCUGAGUGGGGUGUUUCCGCGUCACAUGGCGACUGGUUAAAGCAUGACUGCCCAAACACUGUAGUACCUGUGUUUUAUAUUUCAGACGUUAACCCUUUGCCCUUUAAUCUGCUGUUGAUUGACCCUCGCCCAUUCAAACCCUGACAGAAACACUCCAUUACGUCUGCCGUAGCCAGACACUGCCAAGCUUAAUAUGUACUUCACAUUCAUUCAUGCGCUUGAUGGAGGGCAUGGCAUGGUCACAGAUAGCAGAGGCACUUGGGAUUCAUUUUAGCAGAAUGAAACGCAACAGUGUUAGUGUCUGGAUGAACAGAGACUGAUGGCUUGGAUAACUCAUUUGGGUUACAAAGGGGAGAGCUAGUGCCCGGGGUUAUGAUAAAAUACAGGAUA